Malaya genurostris is the source of this 3190-nucleotide messenger RNA. It is a transcript of the gene Lon, whose product is annotated as lon protease homolog, mitochondrial. The coding region runs from base 143 to 3061 and encodes 972 amino acids. Gene Ontology annotation, biological process: protein quality control for misfolded or incompletely synthesized proteins; mitochondrion organization; chaperone-mediated protein complex assembly. Gene Ontology annotation, cellular component: mitochondrial matrix. NCBI's taxonomy places the organism in Eukaryota, Metazoa, Arthropoda, Insecta, Diptera, Culicidae. Gene Ontology annotation, molecular function: ATP-dependent peptidase activity; ATP binding; ATP hydrolysis activity. The record is from RefSeq and is a predicted model, not a curated record. The transcript is spliced from 8 exons.
UUGACUAAUUUUCCAGUGCUUUCGAACUGCUGUCAAUUAUUAGGACAGAACGAACGGUCCUUGAAUUCUGAUGUAAUGUGGUUUUAUAUUCUGGAAUGGUAAAAUAGUAGUGUGGAAUAUUAUUGCACUCCGAACCAAUAAAAUGAAUCAACUUAUUCGUGGUUUUAACCGGCUUUCCUCAAAAAACGCUCAAAAUUCAGCAGUUUUUAUGAAUGUGGGUGCAAAAAGGUUAAGUUUUGCUUCAAAUAGAGCCGGUAAACAUUCGAAAUGUAACGCAAUAAUACCAAAUCCGAUACGGGGAUCAAUUACGUUCGAUUUUCGAAUAUUGUUGCAACGACGGCUUAAUGUGUACUCAAUGCAGGUUUUAAGUUCGCGGACAUUUUGCAGUAAACGAGAUCAGGAUGAAGAUGAGCCGGACGUCGAACCAGAAUCGGCUUCGUUUUCAAGUCAACUACCAGCCACAGUGGCUAUUCCAGAAGUUUGGCCUCAUUUACCAGUAAUAGCUGUUAAACGUAAUCCAGUAUUCCCAAGGUUUAUGAAAAUUCUGGAAGUAACCAACCCAUUACUCAUAGAUUUAAUAAGGCGAAAGGUUAAGUUAAACCAGCCGUAUGCAGCUAUAUUUUUAAAAAAAAAUGAUGACAAUCCAAAUGAGGUUGUUGAAAAUCUGAUUGAAAUAUACAAUGUGGGAACGUUCGCACAAAUACAAGAAAUGCAAGAUCUCGGUGACAAACUUCGUCUUGUAGUUACUGCUCAUCGACGAAUUAAAAUUGUUGGUCAGUUAUUUGAGGAUCUCGAUGCUCCACCGGAAGGAAAACAAAUGACAAUAAAAUAUCCAUUGUUUAAAACACAAAUCAAUAUCUCAGUUGACGAAAGUGAUGCGGAAAAACGACGUCGGAAACACAAAAACCGCAAUAAAAAGAUCAUUAGAAAUGCUAACAAUGACAGCACUCUGGACGGAGAGCCCAUCGAAGAGAUACCAAAGCGGCGACUACUAAAAGACGGUGAACAACAGUCUGUGCUGAUGGUGGAAGUAGAAAAUAUCAAACAUGAAGCAUUCAAGCAUACGGAAGAAGUGAAGGCUCUUACACAGGAGGUAAUCAAAACCAUACGGGAUAUUAUAACGAUGAAUCCACUCUACAGGGAGAGCUUACAACAAAUGUUGCAUCAAAAUCAACGUGUGGUCGAUAAUCCAGUAUAUCUAUGUGACCUUGGUGCUUCAUUAUCUGCUGCGGAUCCACCAGAAUUGCAAGAAAUUCUGGAGGAAAUGGACAUUCCAAAACGACUCAUGCUUGCUCUAUCAUUAUUAAAAAAAGAACUGGAAUUAUCGAAAUUGCAAGCCAAAAUAGGUCGCGAAGUAGAAGAAAAGGUGAAACAACAACAUCGGAAGUAUAUUCUUCAGGAGCAACUAAAGGUUAUAAAAAAAGAACUUGGCAUUGAGAAGGAUGAUAAAGACGCUAUUGGUGAAAAGUAUCGAGAACGAAUCAAGGAUAAAGUAGUUCCUAAAGCCGUAGCAGAUGUUAUCGAAGAAGAGUUGAACAAACUAAAUUUUCUAGAAAGCCAUAGUUCAGAAUUCAAUGUAACGAGAAACUAUCUCGACUGGCUAACUACUUUGCCGUGGGGAGUGAUGAGUGAAGAAAAUUUAAAUAUCGAUCGAGCUACCGAUGUUUUAAAUGCGGAUCAUUAUGGCAUGGAAGACAUCAAAAAACGAAUUCUCGAAUUCAUCGCUGUUAGUCAAUUAAAGGGAACAACGCAAGGGAAAAUUCUUUGUUUUCAUGGUCCUCCGGGCGUGGGUAAGACCAGUAUUGCACGUUCGAUCGCUCAAGCCUUGAAUCGAGAAUACUUCCGGUUCAGUGUUGGUGGUAUGACAGAUGUUGCUGAAAUUAAGGGACAUAGACGGACUUACGUUGGGGCAAUGCCGGGAAAAUUAAUUCAAUGUUUAAAGAAAACAAAAACUGAAAAUCCUCUGGUACUGAUUGACGAGGUGGAUAAGAUUGGAAAGGGAUAUCAGGGAGAUCCAAGUUCAGCACUCUUGGAACUACUAGAUCCAGAGCAAAAUGUGAACUUUCUGGAUCACUACCUAGACGUACCAGUUGAUCUGUCCAAGGUUUUGUUUAUUUGCACUGCCAAUGUUGUAGAUACUAUCCCUGAGCCAUUGCGGGACCGAAUGGAAAUGAUUGAAAUGUCAGGUUAUGUCGCCGAAGAAAAAGUAGCCAUUGCAAAGCAAUAUCUCAUUCCACAAGCAAAAAAAGAUUGUGGUUUAGAGGACAAACACAUCAAUAUUACAGAUGAUGCAUUGAAUCUGCUUAUUCGAAGUUACUGCCGGGAAUCAGGAGUACGCAAUUUACAGAAACAUAUUGAAAAAAUUGUGCGGAAAGUAACGUUUAAAAUUGUUCGGAAAGAAAUCGAGUUUUCUGAAAUAACAGAAGGAAAUCUGAGUGAGUUGUUAGGAAAACCUAUAUUUACUCAUGAUCGAAUGUACGAAACAACUCCUCCGGGAGUGGUUAUGGGACUCGCAUGGACGGCCAUGGGAGGUUCGGCAUUGUACAUAGAAACUGCCAAAAGAAAACUAAUUGAUUCUGUGAAGAAAGAUGGGAGCGAUGGAACUCUCGAAUUAACAGGUCACUUGGGAGAAGUCAUGAAAGAAUCAGCUAGGAUUGCCCUUACCGUUGCACGGAACUAUUUGAAGCAAUCUGAUAAAAAUAAUGAUUUUUUGGAAUCCUCUCACAUUCAUUUGCACGUACCAGAAGGAGCUACACCUAAAGAUGGCCCCAGUGCUGGAGUUACCAUUGUUACAGCACUUUUAUCGUUAGCCAAAGGAUUACCAAUUCGUCAAAAUGUAGCUAUGACAGGAGAGAUUUCGCUCAUGGGAAAAGUACUUCCUGUCGGUGGAAUCAAAGAGAAGACAAUUGCUGCUAAGAGGAGUGGCGUGAAUUGCCUCAUUCUACCAGAAGAAAAUAAAAAGGACUACACGGAUCUACCUAAGUUCAUCACCGACGGGCUUGAAGUACAUUUUGUGGAUCAGUACUCCGAUGUGUAUAGAAUAGUGUUUCCACAGUCAUAAGAGGUGCUCUUAAUGAGUUUUUUUGAUUUCAGCGAAAUUAAGUAAUUCUGCUAGGCUUCAGUACUAUUAAUUGUUAAAAAUAAUUACUAGAGAUAUACAACAAAAAUCAAUAUAAAUAUAUUUGUUAAA